Molecule: messenger RNA, 3871 nt
Organism: Schistocerca gregaria
Lineage: Eukaryota; Metazoa; Arthropoda; Insecta; Orthoptera; Acrididae
Exons: 3
Coding region: 519-1616 (365 amino acids)
Source: RefSeq, a predicted model, not a curated record
AGAAAUCUAUUUUGUUUUCUAUAUACACGGAUCACGCGGAGAAGGAGUCCCCUCCCAAACUGCCUGCUCUGCGCAUGCGCGUAUCUGGGAGCUUGGGCGCGCCGAGAAAAUUUUUCCGGGUAGCAUCUGUCUACUUGCUGCUACUGCUCAAACGGCAAACAGCCACGUUUCUAGUAACCAGAAGCGGGAGAAGACACUGCUCAUACGCGAAUACAGCUCUGCGCAUGCGCACGAGCCCGCUGGCAACUGCUCAAACGAACCUUUGCAGAAUUUCCUGAGAUACUCAUAAUCAAGUAUACCUAUUACCUACCUUAGUGUUGUUAAGGGGAAACGUUUACUUGCCUGUGAAAGAGAAAAAGUUUGUGAUAUGUGUGUAAGUAUUUUUCAGUGUGUAACUUAGUUUAAUGCAAAAAUUUGACAUUUGUAAAGUGCGAAGAGUGAGCGUGAAUAGCUAUAUAGGAAAGCUUUGACUGUCGUUCGAAUCAACAGGCUUGUAAGAACAUGCUGCUAGGGAAGACAUGGAGCCAAAAGUUAAGCGACUAAAACCGCAUAUGGCAUCUCAGUUCUCAGCUGGGCCGCCUCUGCAAGCCAGUGCAAUGAACGCUGCCCAGAGGUCGUCAUUUGUUGCUGGUCAACCAAUCACAAUCCACACAGCUUCACAAGGCAUGUAUCCAUAUGCGCAUUGGGCCAAUGCUGCUACAGGUUCACCUCUUGUGCAGUGGGCAAAUGCUGCUACUGGCACCCCUGUGAUUCAGCGUGCUCGUGCUGCUUCUGGGCCAACAGUCAGACAUCGACCGGAUGCUGCGACGGCUGCUGGUCCACCUCUAAUACGCCGAAACACCACUGUACAAUCCAGAGUAUGCCAGAGUGUUACGAACAGGUCUGGCACAUCCAACUGCUUGCCGCCACUGUCUCAGACUUCUAGUGCAGCUGGACUGCCCCUCAUAAAGUGCACUGCUGCAGGUUCACCUGUUGUGCAGCAAGCAACCAACUGCCUAGCCCAAAAAGGUACCUCUGCAGUCCCUGCCAACAGGUCAGCACUACAUGUCACACUCUCUACUUUUGGCUCAUCUGUUCAGGUUGCCACUAUGUCAUCUGACGGUUCUGCGCUGACUGCUGCUUCAGUUUCUUCUGACGGUUCUAUGAUGCGCGCCACUUCAAUUGUGUCUGAUGGGUCAUCACUGCAUGCCACAGCCAUUAUAUCAAAUGGAUUGUCAUUGCAUGCCACAGCUGUCAGUACUGACAAGUCCUCUUUACAUGCAACAGCGAUCAGCUCUGAUAGGUCCUCUUUGCACACUACAGCUGUUAGGUGUGAAGGAUCAUCUCUGCAUGCCACAGCUAUCAAGGCUGCAGGUUCAACUCUUUCCGCUGCAGCAGUUACCUCUGAUGGUACAUUUCCAAGCACUGCUGUCGCUACCUCCAGUGAGUUAGCCAGUUGUCCAAAGCCAAUAAAUUCAGGCAGGAGGUCUUCAGAAGCAGAAGUUGAAGAUUGCGAAGGGCCAUCCUCAAAUUCUGUCUCCAUUAAUCGUCAGGGCUCACCUCAGCAGGACUCUUACACUAGCUGCAGCAAAUCAUCUCUGCAUCCUGGAGUCACCAGUUCCAGUACUAACAAUUAACUGUGUACAUUUUAUUAGCAAAAACUUGUGGAUAAUUGAGUGUUGAGUCAGUAUUAUUGAGUGUCCAAUGCAGUUGAUAGUUCUAUCAACAUUUUAAGGUAUAUUUAUGAAAAGUAGUGAAGUGACUUUCCUGUUAAAAUAUUACUGGUAUAUGGAGAAACUUGGUCUGUUUUUUUCAUCAAAUGUAAUGCAGGCCAUUUCAAAUCAAUGCACAGUGUGUUGGCCUGCAGUUCAGACAUUAGCAAUAUAUAGUCAACAUUUAUGUACAAUAGGGGCAAAAGUUAAAAUGGAUACCCAUUUAUGAAGCAGAUGAUUGAAUGUUAAACUCUUCACUUACUUACAUAUGUUCUUGCUGUAUUUAAAAUAGCUACUUAAUAAAACAUUUACUCUGCAAUGGAGUGUCUGCUGAUAUAAACUUUCCCAACAAAUUUGAACUGUUUGGGGCUGGACUCAAAAGUCGGGUGCUCAUUUCUAAUAUACGAGGAACAUUCUUCCAGGGGCACAGGGCAUUUUUUUGUGAAAGGUCUCUGGUAGAUGUUUUACAGAGGCAUAUAUUGAAGACUCUCCAACCCUCUAAAUCAGCACACAUUUAGUAUCGUAAAUACAAUGACAUGAUUUUUAAGUUCAGGGGGAAAAAUAAUUCUGUUGAACAUCUUGUGUUCUGCAUGUAAAUAUUUUUCAAGAAAUCUGAAAAAUAGUUAUGGAAAAUUGAAGACAACGUUAUUGAAAGGAUUGUUAAUGGCCUGCUUACUGUGUAUGAGACUAAUAACCUUUUUUAAUUUGGCACAUGCUGAACUUGUGUUAGAGGGAAAAUAUAGACUGCAAAUUCCUUGUUCCGUAACCGAGUUACAGUAAACAACACUUUGUUUAUGCUCCUAAUAUGCUACAAAAUGACUCUUAAUUUUGAUGAGUGGUGUUCUUUUCUCAUUCAGUAUUACAUUUUCCAUUGUUGUUGUUGUUGUGUUGUUGUUGUUGUUGUUGUUGUUGUUGUUGUUGUCGUUGUCGUUGUUGUUGUUGUCUUCAGUCCUGAGACUGGUUUGAUGCAGCUCUCCAUGCUACUCUAGCCUGUGCAAGCUUCUUCAUCUCCCAGUACUUAGUGCAACCUACAUCCUUCUGAAUCUGCUUAGUGUAUUCAUCUCUUGGUCUCCCUCUACGAUUUUUACCCUCCAUGCUGCCCUCCAAUGCUAAAUUUGUGAUCCCUUGAUGCCUCAGAACAUGUCCUACCGAUCGGUCCCUUCUUCUUGUCAAGUUGUGCCACAAACUCCUCUUCUCCCCAAUUCUAUUCAAUACCUCCUCAUUAGUUAUGUGAUCUACCCAUCUAAUCUUCAGCAUUCUUCCGUAGCACCACAUUUCGAAAUCUUCUAUUCUCUUCUUGUCCAAACUAUUUAUUGUCCAUGUUUGACUUCCAUACAUGGCUACACUCCAUACAAAUACUUCCAGAAACGACUUCAUGACACUUAAAUCUAUACUCUGUUAACAAAUUUCUCUUCUUUAGGAACUCUUUCCUUGCCAUUGCCAUUCUACAUUUUAUAUCCUCUCUACUUCGACCAACAUCAGUUAUUUUGCUCUCCAAAUAGCAAAACUCCUUUACUACUUUGUGUCUCAUUUCCUAAUCUAAUUCCCUCAGCAUCACCCGACUUAAUUCGACUACAUUCCGUUAUCCUCGUUUUGCUUUUGUUGAUGUCCAUCUUAUAUCCUCCUUUCAAGACACUGUCCAUUCCUUUCAACUGCUCUUCCAAUUCCUUUGCUGUCUCUGACAGAAUUACAUUUUCCAUUAUAAUAUGAAUAUAAUUUCAUCAGUCCAUGAAUGUAGUCAUUAUAUUGUUUUUUAUUGAGUGUCUACAUGGAAUAACUAGUUAGAAAACCUAAAAAAAAAGUCUUUGAUGUAAAUUUUUACUGAGAUCUACACAUUGUAGCAUCAGUGUUAGUACAUGACAAUGUGUCAAUAUGAUAGUACCUACCAUAAUUGUGUGUUGAAACUGAAACAGCAAUGUGUGUUCUAUUUACUGACUGUAUGCUGGAUGUCAUUAUUUGAAGUCACAGUGAAACUGGAGAAAUGAGAGGGAGCACAAUGUGUUUUGAUGCAGUUGUUCUCACCUGCUAUUGUUACUAUAACUAUUCCUUCUUGUUCCUGUGAAAGACAAAAUUAUGUCUCCUUUUUGACUGCAUUGUAUUAAUCAUUUACAUAAUGUAAAUAAUUUAUUAAGGUGUUUAUGUUGUAUGUGGUCUAGAGAAAUAAAAUUAGUUUCAUCAUA